Molecule: messenger RNA, 1432 nt
Organism: Plutella xylostella (diamondback moth)
Lineage: Eukaryota; Metazoa; Arthropoda; Insecta; Lepidoptera; Plutellidae
Product: Multiple inositol polyphosphate phosphatase 2
Molecular function (GO): acid phosphatase activity; inositol phosphate phosphatase activity
Source: RefSeq, a predicted model, not a curated record
UACUAAAAACUAGGGAGAAAAGUCCGAAAAAACAACAAAAUUGCAACGAAAAUAAUGUUUUGGUCAAUAUUAUCAAUUUCUUUGUUAGUAUUAUUUUGUCAAACCGUCACAACGAGAAAAACUUCGGAUAUUUUGAAUCACUUAUCCACCCGCACUCCGUACAGAUUUAUAUAUAACAGAGAUGAUUCCAAGAUCAAAUAUCCUAAUUGUAAAGCAGCAAAGAUAUGGAUGGUCACUCGACAUGGUACCAGACUGCCGAGCCCAAAAGAUAUUCAUGGAUCGAGAACCACUCUAAAAAAUUUGAGGGAUGAAAUUGUGACAAGGCAUAGGUUGGGAAAAGGAGACCUAACAGAAGAGCAAAUACAAAGGUUUGAGGACUGGUCAAGUGACAUCUUACCAACAGACGCAAAGAUCCUUACAGCUGAAGGUAAAGAUGAAAUGAUGUUACUCGGUGAACGAAUUAAAAAGAGAUUCCCAAAUAUCAUUAAAAACAAGUUUGAUAAUAAAACAUUCCAUUUCAGAUACACAGCCACUCAAAGGGCUGAGGAGAGUGCUAAAAGUUUUGCGAUUGGACUGUUUAAAGAGCAUGGUGCUAAAGAGGUCAAAUAUGCCCCCAUCCCAAAACAUGAUCCUGUGUUGAGAUUUUACAAAUAUUGUGACAAAUGGUUAAAGCAAGUUAAGAAUGACACAAACACUUACAAGGAGGUUAAAAACUACAUCACUAGUGACGAAAUGAACACAACUCUGGACAGUGUUUCUAAAAGACUGGGACUUGAUUAUGUGUUGAGCUUUGAUGCUGUGAAUCUAAUGUACUCCAUAUGUGGAUUUGAAACUUCAUGGCACAAGAAUCUCAUAUCGCCGUGGUGCUUUGCUUUUGAUCGGGCCGAUAUACAGAAACUGGAGUACUACCACGACUUGAAGCACUACUGGGUGGACGGCUACGGGCGCGAGCUCACCUACCGACAGGCGUGUCUGUCUAUCAAGACCAUGUUUAAAAUAUUCAGUGACACCAAAUCCCCCAACGCAACGUUCCUAUUCGCCCACUCAGGAACGCUACUCAAGCUCCUGUCUCACAUGCAGCUGUACAAGCCUCGAGAACAUCUGAGAGGCGACCGAAUGGACGUAGGCCGGCCGUGGCGCAUGUCCAAAAUAGAUAGUUUUGGAGCCAACCUAGCGUUUGUGUUGUUCAGAUGCAAAGACGGAGACAAAGUAUUGACAUUACACCAAGAGAGACCAGUACAACUGCCGAUGUGUGACUCAGAGUUAUGUCCACUUCAACAAUUACUGGAACACUUCCACGAAUCCAUACACCACUGUGACUACAACGAUCUCUGCAGUCUACAUACGAAGACGGAGUUGUGAUUGAGACUGUGUUUAGUGGCUUUAAGGUAAGCAUCCAAAUAUCGGUAUCAUACUAAACAGACUGUUAUAA